UGGGUCUAAAUUGUAUAAAGUUUUUUGUGUGAAAUAAUGCCAGCUAAAAUAAAGAAUGAGAAAACGAAAAGUUCGGAAGAACAACCAUCUAGUGAUCUUCUAGAGAUAUACAGUCCUCUAAAAAUAGGGAAAAUACUCCCAACAUCCAACAAAAAGAAAGAAAACGUUUUUCAGAAUUUUCAGCCCAAAACUGGAGAAUGUUUAGACUACAACAUUUCGGAAACGUUCGUAAAAUGGAAUGUCGGCGACACAAAAAUCAAUGUGAAAGAAGUCAAAGCCACGUACGUGCCUCUCCCGCCGGAUAGUGUGAAAAUCGGGAAGAAGAAGAAAGUGAAGUAUUCACACGGGGCUCCUCCCCAAUGGGAGUUCGUCGACGAAAUUUGGAGGAAUAAACAGGAUGAGCUGCAAUUACAAAAUAAGAAGAAUUUCAAGCAGUUCUUGAUUCGAAGGAAUCAGAGAUGUAUGCAACAAGCGGCGAUUCUUCACAAUCUCAUAACCUCCAUGGUCGGUCCGGCCUGGUUCCAAGAGCUGUCUCCGAAACAGCUCAGAACAGUCGAACGGCUGAGCCUCUCCAUGCUGAGGGACUUCAGGGACGGAACAAUCGUCCACACCAACGAGACCAUCGCUGAUCUGGGUCUGGUGUUGCGACCGAACUCCAAGCACGUCGGGUUGGCCUUGAAGUUGUGUUGCGGUUGCCCGGUGGAGUUUCUUUUGAUUCUGUACCAGCUGAUCAAUCCCAAGAGGAAAUCGUAUUCAAUCAAUGACAGAUUGCUGUUGUCUGCUGUUGUACAUUUGACCAUGACUGAGACUUUGAGAGAAUUGCAUAUUAGGAUUCCGUCACCACCUAAACGAAAAAAAACUAAACCCAAAGUUCCGAAAAGAGUCGAGAAGAAAGAUUAUAAAUCACCAUAUUUGGUGCCAUAUACCUUCAAAGCGGAACGUCAAAAAUGCUCAGGAAUUUAUGAAAACAAGCACAUUCAGUAUCCUGAGAGCCCAUAUUUUUCGUAUCUGGAUUCGUUGCAUUGGGAAAUCAAAAAUUGUGAAAACAUUCUUGACAGUGAAUUACCAGACAUGGAAGAUGCAGGUGAACGAGAAUUGCUUGAGGACAUGCAAAAUGCCCAGAAAUUCUAUAAUACUAUAUGUAAAAACGUUGGCACAAUCAAAUUGUUGAGACCUACGAUUAAGAAAACUUGUCAAGAUUUCCAAAUUUACUCAAAUCGAUCGAAGAGAGAGAAAGAUAAGCUAGUCUUGCCUCCCCUAGCUGAACUCGAAGAUACAAGCGAAAAAUGUACAUGCCUCGAACCUAUAAAGGAUUCAGAUGAUGAUGAUUGCUGCGAACACGAUUUCUUUGAAGCAUGUGAAUGUGAAGACUCAUGUUGUUGCAAAGAAAAAUCAAAACUGUUCAUGUCCUCUCUGUGCCAACGAUGCAUCGCUCAAAGACAGCACAAAAAUGCCAGAAACAUCGUGACCGGCGUCACAAUAACAAAAGACCAAAACGUCAUUCCUAUCAUUGGUGGAACAUUCAUAGAAAAAACUUGCGAAUGCUUGACGGAGUAUAAACUAACGCUGAAGGGGGUAGCAGCCAGGAACAGAAUAAAAUGUCAGAAGGCUGUGUUUGUUAUUGGAGGUGUCGUUCAUACUAAAAUUGGACCAGUAUAUUUGAUAUCAACAGCGCUGGUGAAAAAUCACAGAGUUGUGGAAAAGGAAGAACCAACUUGUAGUAUGAGGAAUUCCAAAUGUAUUUGUGAAAAACCAGCUGAAGAUGAAACUGAAGCCAAGAAGGGCAUCCAUAGAAGCGAUGACAAUCUGAUUGGCAUCACCAAAAAGAAAGCAGUUACUCGAGAAAAAAGAGACUGUGAAUGCAGGAAAGAACUGGAUAGAUUUCUGGAGCACAAAUGCACUUGCGAGGAGUGCCAAACUGAAGCAUCAAAGCAAACCACCUACAUCUUGCAAGGCAUCAAAACCAUCCAAGAAAAACCCGUGAAUAUCAUAGCUGGUGUGCAAGAUCAAAAAUGCGAUUGCCUCCACAAAUACCUAGACACCAUCAAAAAAGUGGACGAGUACAGAGAUAGAGCCAUGGCUAGAUACGAGUUGAAGCAGCAAAUCACCAAGUAUGUGGUAACAGGGGUGACUAAUACCCCCGAAGGUCCUGUGUACUCUAUCGGGGGAGUCAGAUCUCCCGUACAGUGCGUAUGCGCCGAAGUCGCCAGACGAAGAAAAGAAGAAGAAGAACAUUCCAAACGCAUGGCUAGGAUGCCUAAUACCGGCAGGAUCAAAUACGAAAUUUCUGGCGUCAGACAUGGAUCGCAGGAAAACACUUUUAUAAUAUCCAAGGCUCUACCUGUGGAACCAUGCUCCUGCGAAAAGCUAUUUGAACAGUACGAGAACGCGCAUAGAAGUUGUUUGGAUUAUUUCGACGAAUAUUUGGCACAGAUAGCUGCGGAACUUGGAGAGAAUGAUGGUGAAGAAUCCGAGGCUAUCGAGGAAGCACCUGUUGCAUCUGUUGAAAAUCCAGCCGCAUUGCCAUCUGUCGAUGUCAGUGCGCCAUUUCAGCCUAGCCUUAUGCCAGAAAAACUCAAUUCGACUAAAUUGGAGUCAGUCGGCAGCAGCUGCUACGGUGUUUCUUCAAGUUCGUCAAGUCAGCCGAAUGCAGAUGUCAAGAAGUCUUGUGAUAAUGAAUUGGAGGAGGUAUCUGAGUGUUGUCAGACGAAUUCUGAUCCGUCAAUUGCUCCUUUGGAUAGUUCACCUUUAGCACCCAUCAAGUCAGCCGGAAAUAAGAGCGAAGUUGAGCUGAAACGUUUUGUUGUGUUGGACAAAAUUCCGAGUGACUUUAGGAAACAGAUGGCUAUUCUCAAGAAAGUUCUAUCUAGAAUGGCAGUCGAUGGAUUCCCACUAGCCAAACUACCAGAUUGUCACAAACUACCUCAUUUCAAAUUAUGGAUGCAACUCCGAUGCGGUAAAUUUUGGAAACAAAAAGACCGAUCUUAUUAUGAGAAUUUCUCCAAGUUUGGCUCCAAACAUACCCAGGUCUGCUACCAUGAAGUACCAAUACCUAAAUUAAAUCUGAGUUAUGAAGAUGCUGCGAAAUUUUCUUGGUUCGACGCUAAAUUUUGCAGGGAAUUGAUAAGACAGAAAAACGAAAUAUAUCACCGUGCUGUCAAGCAGCAAAGAAUAAACGGUGCUAGAGAACAUUUUCCCUUGACCUUUUCGUACGAAUUUCCCUGUCCAACGUUCCGAGAUUGCUAUUUCGCUUAUUUUCCGAGCAAAGAAGAAGAUAUUUUCGUAGGCGGGUCAUAAAUUCAGACGGUUUCAUUUGUAGUAUUUUUCCCAUUUUCAUAGUUAUCAAUAAAAACGACAUUUCGUGUCAGUUUUGUUUAUUUACAAACAGUACUAUGGAAUAAAAAACUUAUAAAAUACUCUGUGGAAUACUGAGAAUCGGACUUCUUGAGCUUCUAAUACCUUAUCUGUUCGGUGCUGGAGCUUGUUUCAAUUAUCGAUCCAUUUUCUGUGUCAUUUGAAAUAUUUGUUUCGACUAUUUUAUUUUCACUUCUUUCUGUGCUGUGCCAUAAUCCGUAGAUGAAAUAUAUCAG
Phaedon cochleariae (mustard beetle) is the source of this 3590-nucleotide messenger RNA. The record is from the annotation of a GenBank genome assembly. NCBI's taxonomy places the organism in Eukaryota, Metazoa, Arthropoda, Insecta, Coleoptera, Chrysomelidae.